Messenger RNA from Penicillium canariense, 1656 nucleotides. RefSeq names its product putative MFS transporter. Bases 1 to 1656 code for a protein of 551 amino acids. Gene Ontology annotation, biological process: transmembrane transport. Lineage: Eukaryota; Fungi; Ascomycota; Eurotiomycetes; Eurotiales; Aspergillaceae. The transcript is spliced from 5 exons. The record is from RefSeq and is a predicted model, not a curated record. Gene Ontology annotation, molecular function: transmembrane transporter activity.
AUGUCCAACCCGUUGAUGAUCAGCCAUGCGCUAAUGCUUAUUUCUAGAAUUGAGGAAGAGCUGGGCACGACCAUCUAUCCGGGAACGGAGAUCAUGGCUGAUGUAGGAACACAUCAUUUCGUGAAGUCCUCGGCCGCGUCCGAACGGGUGUUGGUACCUCAGCCAUCGCAAGAUCCUCAAGACCCUCUGAAUUGGAACCGCUUCUGGAAAAUGAGCGCCAUGGCUAUCGCGACCGCAACCUCGUUUAGUCAAGGUCUAGGGCCUCUUGCUCUGGCACCCAUGUUCCCACAAUUGAUGGAGUCCUUCAAUUCGGAUCUUGCCAGUGUGGUGCAAUUCACCGGUGUUUGUAUUUUAGUCCUGGGAUUCAGCAAUUUCUUUUGGAUCCCCAUUCAAGCUUCUUACGGCCGACGACCCGUCUUGAUCUUUUCCACAUUGAUUUGCCUUGUCAGCAAUAUCUGGCGUGCGGUCGCAACUACAUAUGGAAGCUAUAUGGGCGCAUGUGUCCUCAAUGGAUUGGGCGCUGGUCCAGCGGAGACCUCUCAGCCCGAGAUCAUCACGGAUAUCAUGUUCCUUCAUGAACGAGGAGCCUAUAAUACACUAUAUUUUACCGCCUACUUCGGGUCUCUGAUGGUUGGCCCGAUUAUUGCUGGGCCAAUGGCAGAGCAUGUGGGCUGGCGCAGUUUCUUCUGGUUGAACGUUGGUAUCCUAGGCAUCGUGCUGCUCUUCCAGAUCUUUCUCUUCCCCGAGACAAAGUGGCACCGAUCUCACCCGGAUGAGAUUACCCCCGAAGGGCAGGACCCAAACCCGGCGGUCAACGACUCAGCAUCUGAGAAACCAAUCGAGGUCUCUCAGCAAGAGACGGUAAACGUGGAAGACGCCGCUGAACGAGACCCGUACUUGCAUCGAGGCCGCCCUUCCAAGAAGCAGUUCAAGCUCUGGCAGCUGGAUGGACAUAAUUUGAAGACCGUCCUUCUCAGCUUCUGGAUCCCGUGGAAGCUAUUAGCCUUCCCCAUUGUCGAGUUCGCUGCCUUCAUUGUGUCUUGGUCGGCCAGUUGUUUCUUGACGUUGAACCUCACUCAGAGCCAGGCCUUUGCGGAGCCCCCCUACAACUUCAACAGCCAGACUAUCGGCUUCUUCAACUUUGCCAUUCUGGUCGGUGCCUUCAUCGGCUUAGCCACUAAUGGCCCCUUCUCGGAUUGGAUCUCCAUGAGGGCUACCCGUAAGAACCGAGGUAUUCGUGAACCGGAGAUGCGAUUGCCCGCAAUGGCGAUCUAUGUUGUCAUCAUGAUUAUCGGAAACUUUGUGGUUGCGUUCGGGUACGAGUAUAAAUGGGAUUGGCGGGUAAUUGUCCUCAUCGGCUACACUGCGGCGGGCCUUCAAGUCGCUGCCCUGCCAGCCAUCGCAAGCACCUACGCGGUUGACAGCUAUAAGCCUGUCGCAGGCUCGAUCUUUGUUUCCAUCACCGUCAAUAAGAAUCUCUGGGGAUACGGCUUCAGCAAGUUCAUCACCCCGUGGGUUGAGGAGAGCGGGUUUAUCAAGCCCAUUAUGUUAAAUAUGUGCUUGGCUACCCUGUGGUGUCUCUGUGCUAUUCCAUUUUACUUCUAUGGGAAGAAGUUCAGAGGGUGGACCGCCAAGUCCUGGGUACAUAAGAUGUAG